AAAAGGCCCUUGUUGCAUUUUCUUAGAUCUCAAAGGUUUUCAUCAUUUUCUUCUAGUUUAUUCUUGUUUUCCGGGCCUAAAAAUAUAUCGGAUGUAAUUGCACCGGCGGCACAAUGCUUCCUCCGAAUAUUUGCCGCACUUGUGCGAUUCCGAACACGGAUUUGCGGCCAUUGUCCACCUGUCUGGCCAAAGACGCCUCAAAAAGUUUCUAUGAUGUGCUCCAGGAGCUAACGCAAAUCGAUCCCCUGGUUGAGAGCUCGGGUGAUAGUCUGCCGCAGCAUCUGUGCACCGAAUGCCUGGCGAGAUUGGAAAGUGCCUACGCCUUUGUGGAACAGGCUAGGAAAGUCAAUGGCGAGCUGUUGGUUCGUCUGCGGGAAUGCCUUGACGAAAUGCCCAUUGACAUUCCGCAGGAGCAGCAGCACAUUAAAACCGAAGUAGAUAUCGAGGAGGCGGCUUCCAAGUAUGUUGAGGAUGUAGAUUCCGCCCGUAUAUCGCCUGUGGAGUUCAAAUGGCAGCCGGACAGUGAAAGUGAUGGAGAUUUUGCUGGAGCAGCAUCCAGUAAUGAGAAUGAGCGCGAGAAAAAACCCUAUCCCCUGAGACGCAGUGCGCGCAAAAUCAAGCAGCCUGUAGAGAGCGAUAAUGAGGAAUCAGAAGUACCAACAGAACCUUCGCCCAGCAAACGUCGUCGUGGCCGUCCCCCCGGCCCGGCCAAGCGCCAGUCGAUGACCUCCGAUGGCCGUCACGCAUGCAAGGAGUGCGGCAAGACCUUCUCCUGGUUCCGUGAUAUGCAGCGCCAUGCCCGCAUCCAUUUCGAAAAAUCCAACGCCUACGUUUGCGACACGUGCGGCAAGGGUUUCUUACGCAAGGACAAGUACACAUUCCAUCUGCGCUGCCACGAAAAAAACGAUGCCAAAAGCAAGGCUCUUCAGUUGGGGAACGAAUGGCGCUUCGCCGAACGGCUAUACAGUUCCGGCAGGUUGAAAAGGAUCGAGUGCAAACUGUGCGGCCUGAAGUGCCCUCGGAUUCAGGAGCUCAGAAUUCACUUGGUCAGCCAUAAGAACGUGGAGAGCCUGUUCCAGUUGAGGGAGAAUAGCGAUGUGAUUAAAGAGCACUAUGCUGACCAGCCAGGUGACUUGGACGGCGUCAAGGAUCAAAUUGUCGUGGACAUAACGGAAGGGCACUUGGAGAAGUUCGCUUCCAUAGUAAAUUCCCAUGGCUACGAGCUGGGGCUGUAUGACUCGGACGAGGAAUACGCUGGCGGAGAGUCAAAAUAUGAAUGCACGGCGUGCAAUCUUCCCUUUGCGAGGAAACAUCAAGUGGUGAGGCACACACUAGAGGAGCACGCCCAAUCAUUUUCCUCAGAGCUUCCCUGGAAACGGUGCGACUUCUGUAAUAUCGGAUUCCUCUGCUCCAGACUCUACGAUUGCCAUGUGAACAGCCAAUGUGACAGCAAACUAAAGCGGUAUCGAUGCGCAAAGUGCCCAGGGAAAUUUAUGUGGCCGGAAAAUCAGCACAGGCACGCGUGCUCCCAUCGCCACGAGGAACUGGCGCUUUCCCGCCAGAUCUCCUGCUCCUUGUGCGACGAAUCGCUGCCCACUUUGGCCCAGUUGCGUAUACACUUAGUUACCCACCAAAGUAACAUGAGUGGCAUCGAUCCGGAGCAUAGUUCGACGUUCUUUCGGUCGUUUUAUCCGAACGGACUGGAUUGCACUCGGGAGGAGCUGGGUGUCCGCAUAGCCGAAGACUUCGAGGUGCAGGACUUCGAUCGCUACUACAACGCCUGCACGGGCAGUGGCCAAGAGCUGGAUCUCUUCGAUUCCGAGACAGAGCAGAGUGGCGACGAUAGGGAGGAGGAUGAGAAGCCGAGCGCUCAUACCUGUUUGUUGUGUGGAAAGGUGACGAACAGACUCACGUCCCUACUGCAGCACCAGAACAGUGUCCAUUCAAAAGCGACGACGUCAGAUCUGCCUUGUUCCUGCCAGGAUUGUGGUGCUAGCUUCAUAAGCGACGCCCUGCUGCAACAGCACCGCCGGCGUAUCUGUGGAAAGAAACAUUUCCGCCGUCACUGCCAGAGCUGUAAUCUCCGGUUUAUCUGGCCGAGCAACUACGAGCUGCAUAUGAAGACCCAUCAUAGCGAGGAGAGAGAGGAGAAACAAAUCGAUGAGGGUGAGCAUCGGGAUGCCAAGCUGCAGUGCGACGUGUGCGAAAAGGUUUUCAUCUGGCAUAAGGAUCUCACGCGUCACAAACGCUUGCACCUGCCGCAAUCGGCGCAGUUCGAAUGUCCGCAUUGUGACCGAAAGUUCCACCGCAAAGAUGGCCUCAAGUCCCACCUGCGGGUCCACACAGCUGCCCAGCUUGUUGAGCAGCCUCUCGCAUCCGACAGUAGCCAGAUUCUUGCUCUGCUUUCCCGACCUCAUGGCUGUAAGCAGAUUCAGUGCAUGAUCUGUCUCUCACGCCACUCCAAGAUCUCUGAUUUGCGAACCCACCUGGCCGCUCAUCAAUACGGACUGAGCUUCACCGCGGAAACCGAUGUUUUCAGUAUCUCAAAGUAUCUGUACCCGGAACUGGGAACGUCCUUGGACAGAGAUCAACUGGCGGAGAGAAUUAUGGCAGAUAUCGACCAGGGACUGGAUCUGGAUCGAUUUAUUUCCAUCACCAAUGAAGCUGGCUUGGAGCUUAACUUGGACAGCAGUGAAACGGACUCUGAAUCCGAGGAGGAGGAGGAAAACCAGUCCAGCCAGAAUUACGCCUGCAAUCUCUGUCCCACGGAGGUGAAGAGAAAACAUCAGCUUUAUGCCCACCAAGGGGAGAAUCAUCAGUACGAGGAGGCACCUCUCGUUUGCCCGUACUGCCAGGCUAGGUUCGUCAACGAAUCCCUGCUGUAUCAUCACUCCAGGACCUUUUGCGGCAAUGUCCAGAAGCGCUUCCAGUGCCGGAAAUGUCCGGUUCGCUUCCGAUGGCGUGAGAACCUGAAGCACCACCUAUAUCUGUUUCAUCAGCAGGCUGAGAUGCUAGCUGCAGAGGAUUCGUCGCAAGUGGAUGCAGAACUGAAAUGUGGUGAGUGCCAGCAAACGUUUAAGAUGCAGAAAGAUCUCACAAGGCACACCUUGAUGCAUGCCCGGGAGGCGACGAUCUAUCGGUGUCGCUGGUGUGCACGUCGAUUUUACCGCUGGGCUAACCUCCUGCAACACAUCGCGCGCCACGGCAUCCGGGCUAGUGAGCUCCACUAUGCCGAGGCCCUCCUGGACUCCUAUGGACAUCCAGGCGGUCAGAAAACCGUGGAGUGCCGGGUGUGCAAUGUCAGCUUCGCCAGUAUUGCCGCCCUGCGUCUGCAUCUGGAGACCAUGCCGGCAGGCAGUCACCACGAGCUCUCCUCGUUGAAGAACUAUUCGAUCACCAACCAAAUGGGCUUUGAGCUGGAUCUUCAGGAUUCGGAAACGGAUGAGGAGCAGGCGAAGCCGCCUGGCGUGCCUGCCUACUACACUUGUGGCAUGUGCCAGCUGAGGUGCGUGAGGAAGUUCGAACUGCACCAACACCAGCAGGCCAUGCACCGGCUGGAGAAGAUUUCCGACGGCUGUGACCAGUGCAUCUUUAAAAGCGUCUGUCCCGACAUCAUUGCUCAUCACAAGAGGACCCAGUGUGCCAACCGGGAGAAGCAGUUUACGUGCUCCCGCUGCGGCUACAAGUUUAUGUGGGAGGCGAACCUGCUUACGCACAUGCAGCUGCAGCACGGAAAGACUGACAAUCCGGAGCAGGAGGGGGACAAGGAGUCUCCAGCCGAAGAGCCUAAGACCGGAAGCCCAGUUUUCCAGUGUGCCCAGUGCCCCAGAAAGUACAACCGAAAGGAUCGCCUGUCAGCGCACGUUAAAAAGUUCCAUGGACCCGCUGGUAGGGGUCCCGAGGUCGCAAAGGUUCCCGCUACCAGAGCCACCUCACCCAAAGAACCGAAGCGCUUCCUGUGCGCCUUCUGUGGCAAGGCGGUCAGCUCCUCCUCCAACCUGAUCAUUCACAUGCGACGUCACACCGGCGAAAAGCCUUUCAAGUGCGAGUUCUGCGCGAUGGCCUUUCCACGGUCGUCGGACCUCCAGUGUCACCGGCGAACGCAUACCGGAGAGCGGCCGCACGUGUGUACCGUGUGCCAGAAGGGAUUCGCCCGCUCUUACAAGCUGCAGCAGCACAUGCGCAUCCACAGUGGCGAACGUCCGUACAAGUGCACCUACUGCGAGAAGAGCUUCACCCAGUCCAACGACCUGACACUCCACAUCCGUCGGCACACGGGAGAGCGGCCCUAUCAGUGUGGCAUCUGCGGGGAACGUUUCAUCCAGGGAACGGCGUUGAAGAAUCAUCGCCUGCAGCAGGGCCACUACGAGGAGGGUCAGAAUUCUGGUGAGCCGGCAAGGCGCACGGUUUUGGAACAGUUCGCUGUAUGAGACUUGGUAAUAAAAAUUCUGUUCACACAAAA
This is a messenger RNA of Drosophila serrata, 4462 nucleotides long. RefSeq lists its product as uncharacterized. The record is from RefSeq and is a predicted model, not a curated record. Gene Ontology annotation, cellular component: nucleoplasm; nucleus. Gene Ontology annotation, biological process: regulation of transcription by RNA polymerase II. Lineage: Eukaryota; Metazoa; Arthropoda; Insecta; Diptera; Drosophilidae. Gene Ontology annotation, molecular function: RNA polymerase II cis-regulatory region sequence-specific DNA binding; zinc ion binding; DNA-binding transcription repressor activity, RNA polymerase II-specific.